AUGAAAAUUCUGCUGCGAUUUAAAGAUGAGUAUAACAGGAACCCAGACCCAGCUAAGAGGAAAGAGGAUACUAAGAUUCUGUUACGUAUGAGAGAUGAGCUUGUGAAGGAACUAUCUCUUCCAGCUAAUUUUAUAGUAGAUGCGUUACUUCUGGAUGUGUUUGGCACAGUAUCUGGAGCCGCUGCUGUCAUUGGUGGUGUCAUCGGCCAAGAAGUUGUAAAGGCAGUGAGCCAGAGAGAACCUCCACACAACAACAUGUUCUUCUUCAACCCAGUCAAAUGUGUAGGUUUUGUUGAACUUUAUGGUCAAUGA
Messenger RNA from Spodoptera littoralis (African cotton leafworm), 312 nucleotides. The record is from the annotation of a GenBank genome assembly. NCBI's taxonomy places the organism in Eukaryota, Metazoa, Arthropoda, Insecta, Lepidoptera, Noctuidae.